This is a messenger RNA of Desarmillaria tabescens, 1451 nucleotides long. RefSeq lists its product as uncharacterized. Bases 103 to 1128 code for a protein of 341 amino acids. NCBI's taxonomy places the organism in Eukaryota, Fungi, Basidiomycota, Agaricomycetes, Agaricales, Physalacriaceae. The record is from RefSeq and is a predicted model, not a curated record. The transcript is spliced from 5 exons.
CUUACCACCACCUACGACCGGCUCGUAGUCCUUUUCUUUAUUCUACUCCAUACAUCUGCAUAUAUCUCCACACUCACCAUCUUCUACUUCUUUUCUGUCACCAUGUCUGCUUGCCAUCGUGCGGUUUCUUCGGCAGGGACGACUUUAGGGUUGCUCUUUGCACCCAAGGCAACUGUUGGCCUUGGUAUUUUAAUUCCCUUCAACUUUUCUUCUCAAGAGGAGACACGAAUCGCUUUCCCACCCACGUCACGGUCCAGAGCCAAAUUUUGUCUUAAUCCGUCUUCUCCCACUUCCACUUCCCCCUCAUAUUCUACUGCUUCCACGUGUCGUAUUUGUGCCGCCGAAACAGUGCCGUACCAAGAUAUUGGUUUGGACUGUUCGAGUUCCAAAGCAGCCUUUGUUGAUGAAGUGGCUACGACUGCUUCGAAAUGCCGCGGUGUCUUAGACGUCGGCGUUUUCCCUACGAGACUUGGAGAAGAGCCCACCCUUUCCAUUAGUGCUUCUGGCGUCAUUUACAAGCGGUACAGCGGACUGGGCCUUGGCGCCCCACCUACGAGAAAUGGAAUCCGUAUCUGCCACAGUCAUUCAGGCACUUUCCCUGGCUGGGGCGAGGACGACGCUAUGCUGGACAUGUCUCCCACUUCUCCCAUCCUUCAGCAAAUUUCUUCCCCCACAUCCAAGCCAAAACGACGCACUCAUAAACACCCAGCUGGUCUAGGUCUCGGGCAUCCUCCAUCGAGUUCCCUAUGCGCUGCUUCGCCACCACCAUCGUCAUCACAGCCAUCACCACAGCCAUCAUCAUCACCAACAUCCUUGGAGUCGGCGGGAAUAGGCAUGCUCACAUCCUCGUUUUCCAUCUCCUCUGACCUCUGUCGUCUCACUUCCCAACCUCCAUUGAAAUUACCACCGCGCCAGCCUCAGCCUCGUCCACGCGCUCGUUUCCUCUCGUCGAAAGUACCGCAUCUCACUGUUUUCAAAUUCACGAAGAGGCUACUCUAUACUAUUCCAGAGUUGUCAACCAGCUCUCUAUUUCAGGGGCAUCAGCACGUUAUUGGGAAGGAGGCAUGUGGUAAAGGAAAGGGUUCUGAGGGGAGCAUGGUCAGGUCCUUUGGGCGCACACUGUUUUAGCAAACCAAAAGAAGCGUUCAACUCAGAUGCAUAUAUAUAAACUCUACUUACGAACUACUACGAUACACAUAUUUAUAUAUUAUAUAUAGUCUCUUUUUUUCUUAGUUACUAUAGUUUACAUAUAAACGUUCAACGUUCAACGAAAGGAAACAAGUUUGGAGCUGGGCCUUUUUUUGAGACUUGACUUCGAGCCAUUUGGUAUUACUUUGUAGGCAAUAUCUCAAAUUUACGACGUUUGUGGUGGGUCUGCUGAAUCCUGCAAAGUAAUUAUGCAUCAGUCGUCACUUAAGUUGAUACAACAUUCUGGUCAUGCUUCGAGGCGG